Carassius carassius (crucian carp) is the source of this 1604-nucleotide messenger RNA. Its product is annotated as homeobox protein Hox-A1a. Gene Ontology annotation, molecular function: RNA polymerase II cis-regulatory region sequence-specific DNA binding; DNA-binding transcription factor activity, RNA polymerase II-specific. Gene Ontology annotation, cellular component: nucleus. Bases 7 to 999 code for a protein of 330 amino acids. The record is from RefSeq and is a predicted model, not a curated record. Gene Ontology annotation, biological process: regulation of transcription by RNA polymerase II. NCBI's taxonomy places the organism in Eukaryota, Metazoa, Chordata, Actinopteri, Cypriniformes, Cyprinidae. The transcript has 2 exons.
GCCACAAUGAGCACAUUCUUAGAUUUCUCGGCCAUAAGUGGUGGUGGAGAUGGAGGUGGCGGGGGCUCGUGCUCAGUCAGAGCGUUUCAUGGCGACCACGGACUUUCAACAUUCCAGUCAUCUUGUGCUGUUAGGGUAAAUAGCUGCAAUGGGGACGAGCGGUACAUGUCCAGUAGAUCAUCACAAGACGCAAUUAACCCUCAGCCACAUCAAGUCGGCUCGUACCAGUCCCCCGGGACUCUGUCAAUUACCUACAGCGCCCAUCCAAGUUACGGGACUCAAAGUUUUUGCACCGGAUACAGUCACUAUGCCCUAAAUCAGGAUGUGGACUCGUCUGUGAGGUUUCCCCAGUGUGGCCCGCUAGUUUACUCUGGAAAUAUUUCUUCCACGGUUGUGCAGCACCGUCACCAUCGCCAUGGUUCCAGUAGUGGAAACGUUCACCUCCACGGCCAAUUCCAGUACGCCUCAGCCACCUAUGGUAAUAGUUCGGAUCAGACAAACCUUUCGUUUGUGGCGGGCUGCUCAAAUCCGCUAUCCCCUCUGCAUGUGGCUCAUCACGACGCAUGCUGUUCACCUCUAUCAGAUGGCGUGUCAACAGGCCAGACAUUUGACUGGAUGAAGGUUAAACGGAACCCGCCAAAAACAGGGAAAGCUGGAGAGUAUGGAUUUGGUGGGCAGCCAAACACUGUACGCACCAAUUUUACUACAAAACAGCUGACGGAGCUUGAAAAGGAGUUUCAUUUCAAUAAGUACUUGACUCGCGCAAGGCGGGUGGAGAUCGCGGCUGCGCUUCAGCUGAACGAGACUCAGGUGAAGAUUUGGUUCCAGAAUCGGCGUAUGAAGCAAAAGAAGAGAGAAAAGGAAGGUCUUUUUCCCAAAUCUCAGUCCGAAAUGAAGGAUGGUCACGAAAACCAGGAGGGUGCAUCCGAAAAGUCGCUCUCUGCACCACCCACACCCUCUCCAACUUCUCCAACUGUUGAUGCCUACUCCUCGAAUUAAAAGGCUCUCACGUUGAUUCUGUCCACCUGUUAAUGAUAUUACAGUACUGUUAGUGACUCUCGUUUCAAGGUUUGUGUCAAAAUCAUCAUGUGACAUCAGUGAAAGUGUCAUACAGAGACCAAUGCACAACUUACAGAUUUUGACCACUCACUAUUUACCUGUGCUACUUUGUGUUAUUGUGUAAUGACUGUUAAUUGUCUUGGGCACCUUGUCAAGCACCUAGAAGUAACAAGUUGCUUGUGCAUUUUCGUGCACAGUAACAGCAAAUGCUGCACUUUUACACGUCUUUGGUCAGACUUGCACCAUUUGUCAAAAUGUCUACCUCAAGGACCAAAAUAAAUAGUGCAAUAUAUUUAAGGGAUGUAUUAUUAAGAGAGACGAAUCAAUUGUACGUUUCUCCAAAGGCUUGUUUGAACAUACUGACAACUUUCUGGACUGUGCAUAGUGUUAACCCUGAUGUUCUGCAUGUGUUGUGAGUUCUGCAACAUGAUGCGCAACUCUUCAAAGUUGCCAUCCAGUCGUACUGAGUUUUAUCAGUCAAAGAUGAAGGCUCAAGUCUCCUUUAGAAACAUGCUUUAGAUCAAGAUACGGGUGAAUUAAAUAUG